AUGAUGUUGUUGACUUGCUAUUAUUUUAUAAAAUAAAAAAUUAACUAUGUAUUGAUAGAAACUUAUACAAAACACAGUCUACAAAACAUAAAGGGACCAUUAGUCGCAAACAUUAUCCCAAUCCGAAGCACCAGAGAGACGGAACAGAGUGAAACGAAGAGUAAGCAGUUAACUGAACAAGUCAAGCUUCUCCAUGAGGUGCUUCCAGCUCCAAUCUUCACUGCUUCUUCCCUUGCAUGCAAAACUCAAACACCAGCUACAUCAUAUAAGCCACACCUCCAAACUAUUUUGCCUUUCUACCCACCAACCUCCAUGUUUUCUGCACUUAUCUUCAUCAACUCCAUUAAGUACCAAGGCACUCCCACAUUUAAUGGUGGUUGCCCCGGCAGAAUCCGGUGACCUAUCAUCCUUGCUCCCGAUAAGUGGCGUGCUUUUGUCAAUGUACUUUGUAGCGAAUUUUGUCGUCCCGGGUUUCCUUGCCAACUCUAUCUCAAAGGAUGAGUCAAAUGAAAAGCAGAAGGUUGAUGAGGAUGAUGAAGAUGAAGAAGGGGAAGAAGAAGAUGAAGAUGAAGAUGAGGAAGAAGAAGAUGAAGAUGAAGACGAGGAAGAAGAUGAAUAAACAGAGGUAUAGUAGUUAGUGGGCAAGGGGAGAUCAAGGAGGAAGAAACAGGAUUGCUUUAAACGUGAGAACUAACUUCAGAAUGCUUUGAACCACUAUUGCAUGAUUGUAUGGUAUCAAUAGGUGUAUUUUGGUGUAGUUUUUGUUCACAUAAUGAUGACAAAAACAUCUCAGAAGUCAUUUGUUCUCCCUUAGCAAACAUGGUAUUAUUAUUAAUUAGCUAUUUUGGAAUUGGUUGAGAUUACCCUUUCAUGAAGCAAAUCUUUGCUUA
This is a messenger RNA of Vigna radiata var. radiata (mung bean), 890 nucleotides long. RefSeq names its product nucleolin. NCBI's taxonomy places the organism in Eukaryota, Viridiplantae, Streptophyta, Magnoliopsida, Fabales, Fabaceae. Bases 194 to 619 code for a protein of 141 amino acids. The transcript has 2 exons. The record is from RefSeq and is a predicted model, not a curated record.